Musa acuminata AAA Group (dessert banana) is the source of this 462-nucleotide messenger RNA. RefSeq names its product transcription factor ILI3-like. NCBI's taxonomy places the organism in Eukaryota, Viridiplantae, Streptophyta, Magnoliopsida, Zingiberales, Musaceae. The record is from RefSeq and is a predicted model, not a curated record. Gene Ontology annotation, molecular function: protein dimerization activity. The transcript has 2 exons. Gene Ontology annotation, biological process: regulation of growth; regulation of DNA-templated transcription. Bases 88 to 345 code for a protein of 85 amino acids.
CGAGCUUGGCUUCCUGAGAUCUUCCUAGCUACAUUUCUUCUUCCCUCCCUAGCGAGACCAUAGCUAGAGAAGAAGAGAUACAGCAACAUGUCGAGCCGCAGAUCGAGGAUCACCGGCAAGGAGAUCAAUGAGCUCGCCUCUAAGCUGCGGUCUCUGCUCCCGGAGUCUCGCCGCAGGAACAUGAGCCGGGUGUCGGCGUCCAAGUUGCUGAAGGAGACAUGCAGCUACAUCAAGAGCUUGCACCGCGAGGUGGACGACCUCAGUAGCCGCCUCUCCGACCUGAUGUCGACGAUGGAGACCGACAGCCCUCAGGCCGAGAUCAUUAGGAGCAUCCUCGGCUCCUAAGUUUAGCCGAUCUAGUGUUGUAUUAUGUAGACGAUCUCAGGGACUUCCCUGGCUGUGCCUGUCACCCUCUGUAAUAUGUAUUAACAGCAUCCAGUAGCAUUGCUUGUGCUUGAUGGC